This is a messenger RNA of Phytophthora sojae, 594 nucleotides long. RefSeq lists its product as hypothetical. The transcript has 2 exons. The coding region runs from base 1 to 594 and encodes 197 amino acids. The record is from RefSeq and is a predicted model, not a curated record. NCBI's taxonomy places the organism in Eukaryota, Oomycota, Peronosporomycetes, Peronosporales, Peronosporaceae.
AUGAAGAUUCUCUCGUUCGUAGAUGCAACGAACGCCGAACUCGUGAAGUUCCUCUACGAGAACGAGCGCAUCUCCGACGAGGCGAUCGUUGCUGCGUUUAAGAAAGCUUCUGGCUGGGGACUGCAGUACUGGAGGUUCACUUUCGAUGCCAAUCGGACUGAGAUCGUGAAGCUCUUGCACGAGGAUAGCCGCAUACCAGGCGAGGUGCUGGGCGAGGCGCUUGUUCGUGCAGCAAAUGCUGGUCACGCGGGAGUCGUGGCUUUGCUGUGCCACGACACGCGCAUCUCCGAUGAGCUGAGGGGCAAGGCUUUUGCUGAGGCUUCCACGUGUGAGAACAGCGACUUGAUGCUGUCGCUGUACGACAAGCAGCGCGCUCCCCCAGCUUCAAUUUCGACAGCUUUGUGUGAUGCUGACAAGACUCCGCACCUGAAGAGGCUGGUGCAACUGGUCUUCACAGACGACGAAGUACCACGAGAACGCAAACGCCGGAUCAUAGCGGGUGCGGUGGAACUCGGGUGCAAACGCAUUCAGCAGACACUGCACGACUGUGGGGUUGAAGACUGGUCCCUCGCUGCCAUGGAUAAAGUCGGCUAG